This is a messenger RNA of Nannospalax galili (Upper Galilee mountains blind mole rat), 3758 nucleotides long. It is a transcript of the gene Tbc1d13, whose product is annotated as TBC1 domain family member 13. The record is from RefSeq and is a predicted model, not a curated record. Bases 367 to 1371 code for a protein of 334 amino acids. Lineage: Eukaryota; Metazoa; Chordata; Mammalia; Rodentia; Spalacidae. Gene Ontology annotation, molecular function: GTPase activator activity. Gene Ontology annotation, biological process: intracellular protein transport; activation of GTPase activity. The transcript is spliced from 13 exons.
GCGGAGAGCCUGAGGGUCCGGAAGUCAACACCAUGUCGAGUCUGCACAAGAGCCGGAUCGCAGAUUUCCAGGAUGUCCUGAAGGAGCCCUCAAUUGUGUUGGAAAAGCUUCGGGAACUCAGUUUUAGUGCUGGCGAUCAAAGCUGAGAGUGACCUUUGGUUCAUGGUAAAACCCCAGCCUUAGAACACCAACUUGAAGGAGCUGAAUCAAGUUUGACUUUGCCCUCCCUAACAUGGCAUCCCCUGUGAGGGCGGACUGCGGUGCCUCUGCUGGAAGAUCCUCUUGAACUACCUCCCCUUGGAGAGAGCUUCAUGGACUUCUAUCCUGGCCAAGCAGAGGGGGCUCUAUUCGCAGUUCCUGAGGGAAAUGAUUAUCCAGCCUGGCAUCGCCAAGGCCAACAUGGGUGUAUCCAGAGAGGAUGUGACCUUUGAGGACCAUCCCCUCAACCCAAACCCUGACAGCCGGUGGAACACAUAUUUCAGGGACAAUGAGGUGCUGCUGCAGAUUGACAAGGAUGUCCGGAGGCUGUGUCCAGAUAUAUCAUUCUUCCAGAGAGCCACCGAGUACCCCUGCCUCCUCAUCCUGGACCCCCAGAAUGAGUUUGAGACCCUUCGUAAGCGAGUGGAGCAGACAACGCUGAAAUCCCAGACGGUGGCCCGGAACCGGAGCGGGGUCACGAAUAUGAGCUCCCCACAUAAAAACAACACCUCACAAGCCCUGAACGAAUACGAGGUUCUGCCCAAUGGCUGUGAGGCCCACUGGGAGGUGGUGGAGCGAAUCCUGUUCAUCUAUGCCAAGCUCAACCCUGGCAUCGCUUACGUGCAGGGCAUGAACGAGAUCGUAGGCCCCCUCUACUACACCUUCGCCACUGACCCCAAUAACGAGUGGAAAGAGCACGCUGAGGCUGACACCUUCUUCUGCUUCACCAACCUCAUGGCGGAGAUCCGGGACAACUUCAUCAAGAGCCUGGAUGACUCACAAUGUGGCAUCACCUACAAGAUGGAAAAGGUGUAUUCCACCUUGAAGGACAAGGACAUGGAGCUCUUCCUGAAACUGCUGACACCCCGCUCCUCGCUGUCUCCCCAGCAAGAACAGAACAUCAAGCCCCAGUUCUUCGCCUUCCGCUGGCUGACGCUGCUGCUGUCCCAGGAGUUCUUGCUGCCUGAUGUCAUCCGGAUCUGGGACUCCCUCUUUGCUGAUGACAACCGCUUUGACUUCCUCCUCCUGGUCUGCUGUGCCAUGCUCAUACUGAUCCGGGAGCAGUUGCUGGAAGGGGAUUUCACCAUCAACAUGAGGCUUCUGCAGGAUUACCCCAUCACAGAUGUCUGCCAGAUCCUACAGAAAGCCAAGGAACUCCAGGACUCCAAGUGACCUGGUGACAAGAGGCCCAGACUUGGAGGAGCAGCCACAUGAACCUGGCUUCUGGGUCACAAAGAAUCAGUGGCAAACCAGUCUGAGGGGCGGCUGCAGGCGUGGCCAGUGCCAGGUCUUCCCAGCCUGGCUCCCAUAGGCCAGACUGCUCCUCCUGGGGGCUCACUGCUGUGCUCCUUUCCAGCCACUUGGCCCUGGCACCCUCCCUGUGCUUCAGCCCUGGGAGCCUCCACCCAGGUCUCUGAGCAGGACUGGCGUUCCGGAACUGGUUUCCUGGGGCUGGGGACAUAGAGGCACAGGAGAAGACUGGCAAGGGUCCGCCCUGCCUCUUCCCAGCAGCUCUUCAUCCUUUCCUGCUUUCAUCGUCCCCUGGGCGCUGGUCGGGGAGGUGUUUGGCAGAUGGGCCAGAAGCCACUUCUGGACACUGGUGCUCACGCUGCAUGGGAAAAUGACCCCAAAAGAGCUGAGUGACUGCCAGAUCUAGGUUCCACCCUCUCUCCCACUGAGCAUGUGUUUGCUCAUGGCUGGGGUAUGUAUCCCAGGUGUCUGCACGUGCACACAUACAGUCUGGAAGUGGGGUGAGGGUAUCUUGGAAUCUCUCGGUCCCUGCUUCCCCUUCUGUGUCUCUACCUCUGCCUGUCUCCCUCCUCCUUUCUCAGAGAUGUGUGUGUGGCUCUAUGUCUCUCCUCUGUCCAUUUCUCUCUCUCUCUCUCUCUCCCUCUGCCCUUCUCUCUUGGGGUGCCUUAUCCUGAGCCUCUUCCCUUCCUCCUCCCCUCUACUCCCUGAAGCAGGUGGACAAAAUGAGGAGUGUGGCUCAGGAAGGCCUCUGAAGGCCAACCUUAGCUUUGGCACCCUCCUCCAAUCCCCAGCCUGAGACUCCCAGGUCCCCUAGUCAGGAAGGGACUCCACAGUGCCUCACCAGAGAGCCCUGACCCUGCUCUGCACUUGGAAACCAAAUGCUGCUAAGAAUGGUAGCCUGUGAAACUUGGAGACCCUUUCCCAUGGAAUGGAGAGAGAAGUGGGGCGGUCUGUUCAGCUGUUCCCACAAAGGCCCACCCAUCUCAGUGGUCGAGGACCUCCAGGCGGUCCUGUACCAGGGAGCUGGAUUCCAAGUGUUCAGAAAGUUAUCAUCCCCUUGAUUUCAGCAUCCCAGUCCAGGGUGUAUAAGCUCCAUCAAGGGCAGGGGGACCAAAGGAUGCCUCUCUGAGCCCAGGAGGGGCUGAAUUCACAGAACUGGGUCCUUUCGGUGCCAGGAGGGUCAUGUCUACCCUCUACUUCCGUGAGGGCUGCAGAGGUGCUGGCUUUCCCAGUCAUGUGCUUGAACUAUCCCCAGGAUUUAGGGGAUAUGCCCUGUACAGGAACCCCUGACUACCAGCUGGGCAAGUAGUGAGCUUAUUCUGAGCAUGUUCCUUCCCCCUCAUGUGGAGGGCCGGUGGUUUGGGUCCUGAAGGUAGACUUGCCAGUGCAAAGACCUCCUCUCUCCGCAGAUGGGCCAGCAGAAGCUGGGCUCUAGCAGCUCUCCUUCCUGAGCUCAGUGGGCAGGGCAUCCUGCCUUCCUGGGCUGCUGUUCCAGUUCCUCAGAUAAAGCUUCGACUAUACUUGUCUUCUGGCCACUUUGUCCCCAACAUACAAUAUUUGGGAAGUUUUUACUAUUUAUGUAGACUCUCGCUAUUUAUUGCAAAUUGGCAAGUGCUUUGGGAUGAGGGUGGCUGAGGUGGUAGAGGAGUUUGAGGCAUGAAUGGCCCUCUUGUUUCCCAAGGUUAGCCCUGACAUCCUCUUCACAGGUCCUGGCUGGGAGGGCUGCCAGCUCUCAGUAGAACUGAGGAGGGAGGCCACAGCUGGUGAUGAGUUUGCUGUGCACAGAGAUACUGACCAGAUACACUCCAAUGUCCUGGCCCACACUCAGCCCAGGACUUAGCUGAUGGUUCAGCUCUGACUUUGACCCCUUCAUAGCUUGAGGCUUUGGCUACUGCCUGGACCCAGCAGAUACUCCCUGGGAUGCCUGAUGCAUUCCCUCUUGCCUGUCCCCCUUUCCUGGAAUCAUGCUACUUGAAUCACUGUAUCUGUUUGCCUCCGUGGGAGAACUGCAUCCAGAGCCUUCUGCCUCGUCUUUGAGACGGAGGUCAGGAGCACAAGAACCAUGCUUGGGUAGGCUGCUCCCUGGUGAGGUGCUGCCUGGGGAAGGACUUGCCCUGGAUUCUUAAGGGAGGCCCACAGAGUCAGAGGCCUGCAGCUUCCCUCCCAGGACCACGGACACUUACACACUGAGCUGUGUGAGCUUGGCAGGUCUCUAUCUGACGGUCAGAGCGUUAGUUGCUUUGUGUUCUCACGUGUCUUCUCAAUCAGUGCUGUCAAUGAGUUGUCUUUAAUAAAUCCUGUGUUCUUUA